GGUGUCAGGUGCCAGGGGCCCUAUAAACCCACAACAAUAAGUGCACUCACACCAUGUACAAGUGACUCGUACUCACCUAGUUGUACUCAUCUAGUUGUACUCGCCUAGUUGUGGCUGCAGGGGUUGAUUCAUAGCUCCUGGCCCCGCUUCUUCACUAGACACUGCCUGUACUGCAAGAGGAGAACUUUAAGAAUGGUGCACAUUAAAAGGAAAACAGCAAUACAAAGACUGCAUUAAGUAAAAAAAUCCACACAUUAAAAGAGGAAAGAUGGAAGAUUGUAAAAUACUGGAUCUGCCAAGUACCUCUCAAGAUCCAGAGUCUAAUCUUGAGCAAGUGGAAAAAGAACUGAAAAUUGUCGUGAGGGAAUUACAAAUUCUACAAGGUCGUAAGCAGUCACUAGAGGCAAGGCGGGAAAAAUUAAGAGAUGCUAUUCAACAACGGAAGUCUGCUCACCUUGCUCAAAGAGACUGGGAUAAAAAUGAUUUUCCAUGGUCAAAAGAGUUGGAGAAUAUACAGAAAACUGUCUUUAAAAUCCCUUCAUUACGUGCACACCAGCUUCCUACUAUGAAUGCUGUAUUGUCUGGCAUAGAUUCCAUUCUCGUGAUGCCUACAGGAGGAGGAAAGAGUUUAUGCUUCCAGCUCCCAGCUCUCCUGUCUGAAGGUAUCACUUUAGUUGUCUCUCCAUUGGUGUCAUUGAUGGAGGAUCAGUUGAUGGGUCUCAAAGCUCGAGGAAUUGAGGCAAAAAUGCUCUGUGCUGCAUCCACAAAACAAGAAGUCAAUGGAGUCCACUCUGAUAUGACUAAUCCCAAAAGUGGGUUAAAAUUGCUGUACGUAACACCGGAGAAACUUGCAAAAUCAAAGAGAUUCAUGGCUACGCUUCAGAAGAUGCAUCAGUUGGGUCGAUUUUCUCACUUAGCUAUUGACGAAGUUCAUUGUUGCUCACAGUGGGGUCAUGAUUUUAGACCUGAUUACAAGUUUCUUGGAAUUAUGCGUAAGAUGUUCCCAGGAACACCAAUCUUGGGACUUACUGCUACAGCAACUUCAAGAGUCAUUCAAGAUGUUCAAAAAAUUCUGGACAUCAAAGGCUGUUUAGUUCUUAAAGCAUCUUUUAAUCGACCAAAUUUAUUUUAUGAGGUACGACCCAAGCCUUCCGUCCAGGAAGAAUGCAUUACACAGCUGCAUCAGUUGCUUGAAGGAGAGUUUAAAGGACAGUCUGGUAUUAUCUACACCAUGACCAUCAAGGAUGCUGAGGAGCUGGUGCCAGUACUCAGGUCUCGUCAAAUAAGUGUUGCUCCGUACCAUGCCCAGAUGGAAGCACAAGUGAGGAGUAAAGUCCAUAAAAAAUGGGUGGCAAAUGAGUAUCAGGCUGUUGUUGCAACUAUUGCAUUUGGCAUGGGAAUUGACAAACCUGAUGUCCGAUUUGUAAUUCAUCAUUGUAUUUCCAAGUCAAUGGAAAACUUUUACCAGGAAAGUGGAAGAGCAGGGAGAGAUGGCAAGCCUGCAAAAUGUAUUGUUUUCUGGAGGUUUGCAGAUUUAAAUCGACAGAGCACAAUGGUGUUCACAGAACAGACUGGACUAGAGAAUCUCUAUGGGUUGAUUAGCUAUUGUAUAGACAGUCAUAGGUGUCGGAGAAAUAUCAUUGCUGAGCACUUCGAUGAAAGAUGGGAGAGCGCAGAUUGCCGUGGAAUGUGUGAUCACUGCAGAACUCCGAGAGAAACAAAGAAUUUGGACACCACAAAAUAUGGUGAAAAUGUGCUGUUGAUACUUACAAAGGCUGCUAGCAUGAAUGAGAGACUAACUGGUCAAAAGCUUAUUGAUCUUUUCCUGGGCAAGGGUCCUACAAAGCUGCGCAUAAAAGAAGCAACGCAACAAGGAUUACCAAGAGAGAGGGCCGAAAACAUUGUGGCUUUCCUUCUCAUUGAUGGUUUUCUUAAAGAAGACUUUCAUUUCACUCCAUACAAUACAAUCAGCUACAUUGUACCAGGUCCAAAGGCAGAAGCUGGAGUACCACCAAGCUCAUUAAUUGUUGGAGGCAUAAAGAAAUUAUCAAAUACUUCUGGCAGCCUUUUUUCUCCCUCAGAAAAAACUAUCAAUACUCAACUAAAACUAUGUGCCUCAAACAGUGAAGAAAAGGUAAGACACAUGAAGAAAGUUGACAUUAAAUCAAAGAAAAAUAAACCUUUGAAAAAUGACAGUAAGGACACCAAUAGCUGUGACACACCUAGCAACAGUAAUAGUUAUAACAGCAAGAGGAAUGUUAGCAAAAUUACUAAUGGCCUCAGUAGCAAAGAUCAGAAUCUAAUGUCAAAGUUUUCUCAAAAACAGGAACACGUGAUUGAUUGUGUUAGUCAGUUGAAGGAUAGUUCCAAAAGUAUUGUGAAAACUGCUCCAUCAGAGAAGACACCUCAAUUCGUUGAUAUCUCUUCUGAUGAGGAAUAUAAUUUUGAUGAUAGUGUCCAGCCAAGCUCAUCUAAAAGGAGGAGAAUCAUCACUAUAGAUAAUUCUAGUGAUGAUUCAGACAACUGAAGUACAAAUGUGAAUCCAUUAAUAGUGAAAAUUAUUUUGAUAAUUUUUUCUAUACUUAGCUACAAAGACUGAACACUUAUCGCCAGUGCUGACUCGACUAGUUAAGGGCCAUUCAGUGCUACAUGGCCAAGGCAAGAGAGAUGAAGGGGUGUUGUAUCACCAACCAUUUGCAUCCAGUGAGAAAGGAUAUAAUAAAAGGUAAGGGAAGUUACUUGUAUACAUUGUAGACACAAUAUCAAAGAAGUGUCGCUAAAAGAAAAAAAAAAGUUAAAUACAAAAUAUUUCAUUUAGAUUUACCAUUUAUGUUGCUAAUGCAAGUGAAGAAAUUAUUCAUGGUCGAUUUUGUCUGGAGCAAUCAACUGGCGUCAGGCAGAUAAAUAUUGUAAUGUUGGUGGAAUUGUCAACAUUGUAUCAAGUAAAAGGACAUGUGCAACUGUGAUAAUUGCAACAAUGUUUUUCUUUCCAGAAGCUUUGUCAAGCUUGACAAAGCGUCUUUUGCCACAAAA
Messenger RNA from Cherax quadricarinatus, 3033 nucleotides. Its product is annotated as ATP-dependent DNA helicase Q1. Gene Ontology annotation, biological process: double-strand break repair via homologous recombination. The record is from RefSeq and is a predicted model, not a curated record. Gene Ontology annotation, cellular component: cytoplasm; chromosome. Lineage: Eukaryota; Metazoa; Arthropoda; Malacostraca; Decapoda; Parastacidae. Gene Ontology annotation, molecular function: nucleic acid binding; 3'-5' DNA helicase activity; ATP binding.